UCUAUUUUAGAUUGUGUAGCGAAACUCGCUCCUUCAUUGUAUCGCUGCUGUUGUGACGCGCAAGUUUGUGAAAUAAAGUGCAGAGAAAAUAUAUGUUUUAAACCAAAUAAAUUAUCGAAUUGUUCUAAAGAAGUAAUUAAUUAAUAAUUAUGUCUGGACCAAAUCCAUUGGGAGCAAUUGCUGUUAGCGUAGGUGUUGGGCUACUAUAUCAGUUUAUGACCUCGAAUUCCAAGAGUAAAAUCGAGCUGAUUGAGAAUUUUCAACAAUGCAUUAAAGCCGUGAAGAUAUUACGGAGGCAUUGUGCUGAAGUACCUGUUCUUGGCUUUGACUGUGAAUGGGUGAACGCACCGGAUGUAUCGUUAUUGCAGUUAUGUAGUCACAAGGGCUUUUGUGCUGUUAUAAGGCUAUGCAAUAUACCAACACCACCGUCAUCGCUGUGCGACCUACUAAGAGAUCGGAAGGUGGUUAAGGUUGGUGUUGGCAUUACAAGUGAUUGCCAAUAUCUAAGAACGUGUAAUCUUCCCACAAAUUCUGCAUUGGAUUUGCGCUUUAUGGCCAAAUUGACUGGAGAAAGAGCGCAAAAUUUGGCUGAUAUGUAUAAGGAUGUUGUGGGCGGUACUUUGAAAAAAGAUUUUGAGUUAAGCUGUUCAGGUUGGGAGGCAUUUCAAUUGACUCCCCAACAAAUUCAAUAUGCUGCUGAUGAUGCUAUAGCAGGAAUGGAGAUAUAUUUACAAUUAGCCAAGAAAGUGACAAAUGUAAAAGUUUUUACGGAUUAUUAUGAUAUGGAUUACAUACCUUAUCACCACGACAAUUUGAAAAGUCUUAUUACAAAUCGAUGUUCACUCCAGUGAAUACACUGUGAAUAUGUAUGUUCAAAAUUGUUGUUUGAAUAAAUACAGAAAGCUACAUUGGUGGGUAAAAUGGGCAAAAAUGGAUUACAAAUUACACCAGUUUGAGUAUAAAUCUUCCCCCAUAUCCAUAUUAUAGUGAUUUUCUCUUUUCUGGAUCACUUUAUUAGUAUUUGCCUUUUUGAUUGAAUUUAUGUCGCAUAUAUCUGUAUUUCAGAUGUCGCAAUAUAAUUAGGCGAGAAUAUUUUAGGAUUACACCGCCAAGAUUUAAAAAUUAUAUUGAUGUACCAUAAAUAAAUAAUAUAAAUAUCGAUUUGUGUUAAUUAUA
Zeugodacus cucurbitae (melon fly) is the source of this 1176-nucleotide messenger RNA. RefSeq names its product exonuclease 3'-5' domain-containing protein 2. The record is from RefSeq and is a predicted model, not a curated record. Gene Ontology annotation, cellular component: cytoplasm; nucleus. The transcript has 2 exons. Gene Ontology annotation, molecular function: nucleic acid binding; 3'-5' exonuclease activity. Lineage: Eukaryota; Metazoa; Arthropoda; Insecta; Diptera; Tephritidae. Gene Ontology annotation, biological process: nucleobase-containing compound metabolic process. The coding region runs from base 150 to 851 and encodes 233 amino acids.